Molecule: messenger RNA, 3106 nt
Organism: Copidosoma floridanum
Lineage: Eukaryota; Metazoa; Arthropoda; Insecta; Hymenoptera; Encyrtidae
Biological process (GO): protein ubiquitination
Cellular component (GO): Cul4-RING E3 ubiquitin ligase complex
Source: RefSeq, a predicted model, not a curated record
UUUACAAUCUUCAUGUGACUUUUGGCUCAUUGACUUUCGCGUAAAAAUAUAAAAUUACCCAUACCCUAUACACAUUUCGUUGCGUGCGUGCGUGUGUGCUGAUGCUGUCGCUGGUUAUUUAAAAAUGGCGGAUGCCUCGUCUUCCGACACCACCUCCGACGACUGUUCGAACGAAUGCUUAUCUGACGUUUUAUCGGAGAAGAACACAGAGUACGUCGUCGGGAACCCAAGAUUCCCGGGCCAGCCCAGCAAUCGGCAUUUCCUACAAAAGCUCUUCACUCGAGAGAUAAGGGGAUCAGUAAGACAGCACAACUAUGCCCCAGAAGAGAGUCUGUUUUCUACAUUCCCCUCGUGGCGUCAUUUAUCCCUGGUACACAUUAUUCCGAAAUCGGCUCUUCAAGCAGGACACAUUGUCAUGGGAUUAACACAGUGUGGGAGAUUUUUAUUAACAUACACUUACAAUAUUGACGUUGGAGUUCCUGGAAGUCUUUUUAAAUAUUUUUUACACUGGUGGGCUUUUACUCCAAAUAGAGUGUCUAGAAAGGUGGCUGAGGUUACUCUAUUUGGUAAUUACAACAUUCACAAAGAGCUUAGUAUUGUUAUUGCACAGUGGCCAACAGAGAGAAAUAAAUUGGUAAUACAUGGUCUCUGUUCUAGUUUUCAAAUGCAAUCUCAACAAAUGGACAGAGCAUUUAUAACUAUUACUACAGUUCCAUCCCUUAGCAAUUGCAAAGACUGCCAAAGUAUAGCUUCUAAGUACGAAGAAGAAGAUUUAGCAGCUAUAUGGGAUACCUGUGUACGUUGCAAUUGCCUGCAACAUGGUCUCACAGUACAUACUACGUACGAAGUGAUCUCCCCUUAUCCACAAUUUCGUGCUGAUGUAUGCUUAAACUAUGCUAAUCACAUAGUGGUUAACACGGGAAAUUUUUUACACGUACUCAGGGUAGACUUGGAAAAUCUUAAAAUAAAAAACCAGGGAAUUACAGAAAAAUCUAAUGCAGCUAUUGUUGACAUUGAACAACUGCAUGAAGUGGAAGAGGCAAAGGCUGAAAUGUACAAUAGUUUAGGUGAGAAAGAUGCAACUCUUGAAAGUAUUUCCGUUGUUUCUCCAAAGUGUGACUCGGCGACAACAGAUUAUGAUUUUGUUGAAGAAACCCAGUGUAAAAUAACUUAUUCUAUAGAACAUGAACACUUAAUAAAUAAUUCUGGCAGCAAUCAAAGCGAGUAUAUCUGUGAUAUUAGUAAGUCUAGUGUUAGCUUAAGUGAUAAAGCGUGUACAUGCCUAGAUAUACAGUGUCAGUGUGUUAUUUCGGGCUACGUCAGUUCACAGUCUGAGCAGCAAACAAUAUCGGUUAGGGAUAAAAUUUUACAAGACUUCUGCGAAGAUGUGUCACAGGAAUUAAGUAUAGGAAGUGAUAUCAUAACAUUAGUGAAACAUCCACCGUGUUCUCCAAGAUCAACACCUCAAAGAUUGCCAGCGGAUUUAAAGCUUGGAACAUCUUGUUUGCUAAAUCCACCGUCUGAUAUUUUGAAAACGCGUAAUUCAGAGUCUAGUCCAAUUAUCGAUUCGCAAUCUAGUGCUUCUCCGGUUAAUACUUGCUUAAACAUCUCUCCAAUGUACUCACCUCGUAAUACAGGGCUUUGCAUUGGAAAUGUAACGCCGUUGUCUCCUAGUCUGAUGUCACCGCCAAUCACCAAGUCGUUCAGACACUCUAUCGCUCGAAAACGAACCAAUAUAAUGUCUCCAACGCCAAAUUUGAAUUCACCGCGAACCCGAGCGAGUCACAAAAUUAAUUUGGAGGCAGAAAAAGCUUACGAAUUCACGGACGAUGCUCAAGAGACUUGCGAAAAAUUGAGUUCGUUCCGGAAACGCCGGUUGGCUGAUAAAAAAUACGAGUUUUGCGAUGAAACCGAAGAUGCAGAAAACAUAGUUCCUUUUAAGCACAUUCGCGAUCAGUCCAAGCAUCGUGGAUGCCCGAUACGUCAAAAUUCGCCAGUUGCCUCGCCAUUGCCUAACGUUCGACGACAACGAGUGGACUCGGAGCAAAGCGAGUCCGAGGACCCCGGAGCGCAAGAAGUGCAAGCUUUCAACGACGAGUAUAUAGCCAUGACGGAGAAAAAUGUACUUAGACCUCUGAAUCAAAAUCAACUGCCUAAUCAUUGCCGCGAAAGAGCUAACAAACCAUGUGUAAAUAAUGUCUCGCCUCUGGUACCUAAAGCUACAUUGAAAUAUCCUAUAAUAAAGUGUACUUCGCAUUUUAAGCGAAGUUACAUAGACUUAGAUGACGAAAGAACUUCAGUUAUCACCGAUGUCGAAGAUGAGGAAACUGGAGGAUACGUUAGCUAUCAGUACAUACUGCCUAUGCAAGUUCAUGGAGCAGAUUAUGUUCAAAUGGGGAUGAUUAGCAAUGCUAAAGCCGAAAAACUUAAUGUCCCAUGUGUCUCCAUACAUCAAAUGAGUUUCGACAUUGAAACGUUUUCCCACCACAUUGCUGAUUGGCAGUGUAAAUUGUUUGAAAAAAAAUAUUGGCAUUGCAGCGACUAUGAUAUUGAAAUAAUCGACGUGUGCUCUCUAAGUGGCGAUAUAAUUCUCUUACUUAUCAUGAAAGUACAAACAAGUGAACAAAGUGGCCAAGUACAAAGUUUGGAUGAUAGAAUACAGUAUAUUGCGGGCUGCAAAUUUGCGUGGAAUAUAGAUUCUAAUUUGUACAGGAUAACUGAUAUUUUAAAAAUGAAAGAGGUGAAAUCUGAUUCCUCUAGAUCUGAUAAAUCUCACGGUUCAUCGACUGUACCAUGGAAUCCAACGAAACUAAUCGUACCACAAAUGAGGGAAAAUAUCCAACAGCCUUACGCUCGUCAUGUUCGUUACUUAUCUAACGAAUUAACUUUACAAGAUGAAUCGAUUACAAAAUUAAAGGAUUUUGAUAAUCUGGUCCAAUUUUAUGUAAUGCCAUUGCCUACUUCUUAAAUAAAGUAAAAUUUAUGCGAUAGGCUUAAUUAAUUUUUUCUUAAAAGACUUCUUUUAAGUUAAUAUUUUUGUAAAUUCUUAAAUGCGUAUUUAUCUUUGUACAUUUUAUUUAUUAUUAUGUGUGACUGUUACAUAUAA